AGAAUCAUGGCGUCGUACAUGUGAGUUAUAUAGAGAAGUGAAAAUUAUUGUUUAACUUAUAACUAAUCUAUUAUAUAAAGAUGAUGAAGUGUUCGAGGUACCUGUUAUCCUGGAAUUUGUAUUUAAGUAUUAGAAACGUUCAUAUUUAUAUUCCUCAAUCAUAUAAAUUUUUGAAAAACAGCCAUAAUGUUAAUUUCUCUAAAUCUUUCUCAAAAUUAUUAAAUCAAGGACGAAUGUUAUGUAAUUAUACAGAUUUGACGAGGUCACCAAAAGAAGAUCUAACGGAAAAUGAAUGCAUUGAUUAUAGUGAUUUUUCAAGCCUUGCCAUCACCGAGGAUGUUGAAAAACAGAUAAAAUUAAUUCUGAUGGAAUAUGAAAUCUAUAAGCAAAGUGGAGAGAAAAUGCCUUCAACAAUUCAGUUAGAAGAUAUGAAAGAGUUAUUAAAUCACCCUGUAGAACGAGCCAGAAGAAGAUAUUUCCAUUAUCUUUUCAAAAGAGAAAAGGCCAAAUUAGCAGAAAAAAGAAGAAAAGAAAGAAGAAAAUUAGAACGUGAACAAAAUAAAUUAGUAAAGUCAGGACCAAAAAAUACUUUUUUCCUAUUAAUCAGAAAAACAUCAAUGCUGAAAUUUUAUAAUACUAGACAAGCAGAUGCAGUAAUGUUUGGCAGUUCACUUGUUAUUGAUAUGGCAUAUGAUGAAUAUAUGGCUAAAAGAGAAUUAAUUAAUUGUGUUGAUCAGCUUUCAAUGGCAUAUGGAUCAAAUAAAAUUAAUAGAGAACCAUUUAACCUUUAUUUUUGCAAUUUGCACAAAGAUAAUGCAUUAAUUCCUUAUUUAAAUAAUGCCAUACCCCACAUUAAUAAGAAUAAUUGUCUAAUAACUUCGACUGAGAAAAGUUAUUUAGAUAUUUUUCCUAAAGAACGUAUUGUUUAUCUAACACCAAAUUCUCCUAAUGUGCUUCAAAAAUUUGAUCAUGAUUCUGUUUAUGUAAUUGGAGGAUUUGUGGAUAAGGUCAAUGCUAAGCCAUUAUCAUUAGCCAAAGCAAAACGAGAAGGCUUGAAAACAGCCAAGUUACCAUUAGAUCAACAUUUACAUUGGGGAGAAGGAUGCAAAUCACUGACUAUAAAUCAAGUUAUAGAUAUUUUGCUGGAAGUAAAAGCUUCCAACAAUUGGAAUAAAGCAUUUGAAUUUGUUCCCAAUAGAAAAAUACGUAAAAUAGAUCCUGAAGAAAUUCAACAUCAAACAGUAACGAAGAAGAAAAAACAGACUAUUUUUAAUAUGAAAACUAUACUUGCUGAUUAGAUAAUUGUAAUGAAAGUUCAUUUUAAAUAAAUUAUAAAUGUAUAUUUUGAUAUUAAGUUGUUUUGAGUGAUGUAUAGAUUAUAAUUAUAGUCAAGUUCUAGUCCUGACUUAGAUAUACCACGUAAGUGAAAAUAUUGUUUUAAAAAUUGUCAGGUUAUAAUUAGACUAAUGAAAUAAUUAUAAAAUUACAAAUAAGUGAAUUAUUAUAUACAGUAUUAGAAAGUUUAAUAAUUAGUAAAUUUGAAUCAGUUAAAUUUGAUAUGUAGCAAAGUUACCAGAGAUUCAAAUCUACAAUCAUCUAAAUCAGUUUCUUAAUGGGGCCAUGGCCCACUGGGGGUCUAUAAAAAGUUUUCCGGGGGCCGCCA
Messenger RNA from Centruroides sculpturatus (bark scorpion), 1663 nucleotides. RefSeq names its product mitochondrial ribonuclease P protein 1-like (gene rswl). Gene Ontology annotation, biological process: mitochondrial tRNA 5'-end processing; positive regulation of mitochondrial translation. NCBI's taxonomy places the organism in Eukaryota, Metazoa, Arthropoda, Arachnida, Scorpiones, Buthidae. The record is from RefSeq and is a predicted model, not a curated record. Gene Ontology annotation, molecular function: tRNA binding. Gene Ontology annotation, cellular component: nucleus; mitochondrion; nucleoplasm. The transcript has a single exon. The coding region runs from base 81 to 1298 and encodes 405 amino acids.